Sinocyclocheilus rhinocerous is the source of this 2292-nucleotide messenger RNA. RefSeq names its product adhesion G protein-coupled receptor F5-like. Lineage: Eukaryota; Metazoa; Chordata; Actinopteri; Cypriniformes; Cyprinidae. Gene Ontology annotation, molecular function: G protein-coupled receptor activity. The record is from RefSeq and is a predicted model, not a curated record. Bases 1 to 2292 code for a protein of 763 amino acids. The transcript has 10 exons. Gene Ontology annotation, biological process: adenylate cyclase-activating G protein-coupled receptor signaling pathway; cell surface receptor signaling pathway. Gene Ontology annotation, cellular component: membrane.
AUGCAAAAUGGAAAUUGUACAGAGGAAAUCUUUACAUGUCGUCUCAGGGAUCUGCCACAACUACAGAUCUAUGGCUAUAGCCAGAGCAGUGUUACAGUUAGAUUAAGCACAGCACAUGCUUCGUCAGAUGAUGUCUGUAAACAUGAAGAACUUGGAGUUGGCAAAACAAAUGACGUGAGGACAGGAGUCUGUGGAAAUGGCAUGAAAGGCACCAUAACUUACAAAUGUGAAUCACGUCAUUGGAAAUCAAUAGAGGACAACUGUGUACUUGAAGUUAUCAACAAACUUACAAGUGAAGUUGAGUCCUUGCUUGUGGAGGAGAUUCCAGUGUUUAUGGCUAACCUCAGUAUUGCCACAGAACAGCAUGAUAUUAAUAUAACCCAGUCUGCUGCUACUGUCCAAGCAAUUGUGGAUAUACUCUCUAAAAUUGCUGAUUUGUCACAAUCAGUUUUUAUCAAUAAACCAGUAAUGGAGCAUUUCCUAAAAACAGUGGAUAUUAUUGUAUCAGAUAAUGUCAGUGAUACAUGGAGCAAACUGAGCAAAAACAACACCAGCAUUAAACUUCUGAGUGCUAUUGAGGAUAUAAGUGACCGUCUCACAGAUGAGUUUGAGAUUUAUGAACCAUCCAUUCAGCUGAAAAGAACUACAGUUAAAAACUCAUUCACUUUAACAUCAAGACUGCUAAACUCAACUACAGAGAUUGUGAUACAACAGAUUCCUCGGGCGACUAUCAUAACCAUCAUAAUCUUCACGACUCUUGACAAUGUCCUACCUACUCAUGGUAGUAAUGACAGCAGGAAAUCAGAUGUGCGCAUCAAUGGAGAUGUGGUUGUUGUUAAGGUUAAUGAGACGCUUAACAACAUUUCUUUUACAUUUGACAUUACUGAUCAGUCUUUGGGAAAUUCUCAGUGUGUCUUUUGGAACUUUAGUCUCAACACAUGGGAUUCCACUGGAUGUGAAGUAAAGCGGAACAACACUGGCAACAUUACAUGUGAAUGCAACCACACAACCUCUUUUUCGAUCCUAAUGUCACCAUUUCACAUUGAUCCCAUUCAUCUCAUGGCCUUAGCCUAUAUAACUUACAUUGGCGUAGCUAUUUCGAUGGCCAGCUUGAUUAUAUGCCUGAUUAUUGAGACUAUCGUAUGGAAGUCAGUGAGAAGAAAUGACACAUCCUACAUGCGACAUGUCUCCAUAGUCAACAUUGCGGUGUCCCUGCUGAUCGCAAACAUCUGUUUUAUCAUUGGAGCUGCAAUCGCAGAACAAGAGCAGCCACCCUCAGUGGAUCGCUGCAGUCCAGCGGUUUUCUUCAUGCACUUCUUUUACCUGGCUCUUUUCUUCUGGAUGUUAAUGUCAGCACUGUUACUCUUUUAUCGUACAGUCAUGGUCUUGUCUCAAAUGUCAAGGGCCAAAAUGAUGGUCAUUGCCUUCACAGUCGGUUACGGUGCACCUUUGCUCAUAGCGGUCAUUACUGUUGCAUCAACAGCUGGACCUCAAAAUUAUAUUUCCAAAAGAAAUGCAUGCUGGCUUAACUGGAAUGAAUCAAAAGCCUUGUUGGCAUUUGUGAUUCCAGCUCUCACUAUUGUAGCCAUAAACCUUGUGGUUUUGAUUGUGGUUCUGUACAAGAUGUUGAGGAGAGGAGUUGGUGCUGCAACUCAACCAGAUGAGAAACAUGCCCUGGUGGUUAUUGGCAGAUGUGUGGCCUUUUUAACUCCUAUCUUUGGUCUAACAUGGGGAUUUGGAAUUGGAACCAUGGCAUCACGUGACUUUGGCAUUCAUGUGGUGUUUUCACUCCUCAAUUCACUGCAGGGAUUCUUUAUUUUGGUGUUUGGAACGCUUUUAGACAGCAAGGUUCGUGAGUCACUACCAGGAAAGUUGUUGCUGCAGAAACUCACUUCUAGCCGAACCAAUAACACCAGUGCAGGAACAUUAUCCACAUCUGGACUGCCUUUCUUGCGGCGGAGGAAUGUGUACAAUGUGUCAGAAGCUAACCCUUCCUCAGCACUUCCAUCUUCAGACAGCUCCAGUAGCUCAUAUGCGGAAGAUUUUGUAGGUGGAUCAUUUGACAAGGAAAAAAAAUCUCAGACCUUGAGAAACGAGUUCGGCAUCUCUUCAUGGUUGUUUCCAGAGUCAAGGUACUACCAAAAGUCCAGAGUUUACGGUUGCCUGUCCAAAUCUCAUCCAUAUCAAGCCCACUAUCUGAGGGUGGAGGCGCCAAUCUCCGUAGAGUGGGUUCCCCCUCGAUAUAAGGUCCGCGCCUCUGUUCAGAAUGCCUGGAACAUGAGUCGCGCAUAA